UAUAUCUAUCGAGUUCUGCGAGAUCUGCAAACCCAACCUCCUCUCCCACCCUCUCCUUUGCCAGACAGCAAAAACCCACGACCAAGCUCCGCCAGAAAACCCCCCCCAACAAAACCCAGAAUCCCAUCGCACCAUUUAUAGGUCUCUCACUUCCAAACCCAAUCGAAUCUGUCUGCCCGCAGAGAUUGUAUUUAUCGUUCGAAGACAUGGUCAGGAUCCGCAAGAACUUGAAGGUGUCGCCGCUCCAGUUCUUCCCCAACGUAGCUCCUGAGGACCUGCAGCCCCACAUCUGCAAGCUGAACCAGUCUCCUUGGGAUUCGAGCCCCUGCCCUUUCGACCUCCUCCUCGACUCGUCGCCGCUCCAGUUCGAAGCUGGGGAGGGUUUUAUCGGAAAUGGGAGCUUGGGGGAUUCUAUUGCAGCUGUCGAGAGCGUUGCGUCGCCGAUGGAUAUCGACAAGGCAGAAAUGGCGAUCGGCGAUGUGUUGGAUGACGUCGACAGAGCAAUUGUGAGGUGUCAGAAGAACGACGGCAGGAGCUGGCAAUGCAAGAAGGAAGCGAAAGAAGGCUUCUUAUUUUGUGACCAUCAUAUCCGAAGGUCGUCCUAUGGUAACAACAACGUUACUAGCAAUGGCAAUAUUCUUCCCUCCAACUUCGUGGCUUCGAAGAAGGACACGGCGGCGGCCCCGGCCAAGACGCUGGCCGGAACCCGCCGUGCCAGACCCAAGGCGGUGAAGAAGGGGGCGUCGUCGGCGAACCCGUAUGAGUUCUACUACUAUUCGGGGUUCGGCCCAAAAUGGGGCCGAAAGAGAGGCAAGAAAGGCGAGGUGGUGGUGGAGGAGGAGGAGGAGGCCAAUAAUACUGAGUCAGCAGCUGGAAAGGUUGCAACUUCUUGUAGUACUAGUAGUGCUAACACCGAUCCCCAACCUUCUUCACCUCACAACGUUGGUAAUGGGGAUCAAUUGGACUACAUGGAAGACGACUUCGACGACGAGGAUGGGAGCGACGAAGAAGGCGGCCCGAGGAGGAUGAGGAGGCCGGUGAAGGCUCGAUCCUUGAUGUCCAUAAUUAAUGUAAAAGCUCAAGAAUAACAAUGUGUCAAGAUUGCUAAUGUUGUUUUAUCUGUCUGUUGGGUGUUAGGGUUAACAUCUCGGGUGAAAUUUUGUUGUACACAGAGUCGUGUUUUGUGGAGGGUGAGGCUAGUGGCUCCCCUCCUGAAUCACGACAGAGUUAGAGAGCUUUGUUAGCGUGUGAGUGUGAGUCGGAUAGUGUUUGUGUGGGUUCAAGAUUAAUUAAUGCAAGGGCAAUGUUGUAA
This is a messenger RNA of Rosa rugosa (rugosa rose), 1312 nucleotides long. RefSeq lists its product as uncharacterized. Bases 207 to 1088 code for a protein of 293 amino acids. NCBI's taxonomy places the organism in Eukaryota, Viridiplantae, Streptophyta, Magnoliopsida, Rosales, Rosaceae. The transcript is spliced from 3 exons. The record is from RefSeq and is a predicted model, not a curated record.